Molecule: messenger RNA, 2817 nt
Organism: Pelobates cultripes (western spadefoot toad)
Lineage: Eukaryota; Metazoa; Chordata; Amphibia; Anura; Pelobatidae
Source: the annotation of a GenBank genome assembly
AUGGGGCGCACUAAACGCCCGGAGCAGCCCCAGACCCCAAGGCACCCCUCACAGGGCCCGCUGGACGGUUACCUGCAGCCGCAGACAGGAACGAGCGGAGACUCCGGGAGUCCCAAAAUGGCGGCACCAUCCACCUCAGGACCGACACUCGAUCGGAUUGAAAGCACCCUGCGGGACUUGGCAGCAGCCAUGGUCACGAAAACUGACCUCCAGGCUAACACUACUGCUAUCCAGGAAACCCUGCGGACGGAGAUUGCAGGGAUCCGCACGGAACUCGCAACGCAAGCAGGCCGCAUCACUGUGGUGGAGGAGGCGAACGCGGCCCUCACGACCCGCAUGGCAGCUACUGACACAGCAGUGGCAAGACAGGGCGAGAUGCUGCUCUCCAUGCGUCGGCACCUCGAAGAUGUGGACAAUAGGGGCAGGAGAUGCAAUAUACGUAUUCGUGGUGUGCCAGAAACAGAAGGGUCGGAAAACGUAAUUGAAAUCCUUAUGGAACUCUUCCGCUCCCUAUUACACCCGACCCCGCUGCCAGAGAUAGAAUUUGAGCGUGCACAUAGGGCCCUGCGACCUCGCAAUGUGGAAGAAGGGCCGCGGGACCUAAUAUGCUGCCUACACUCCUUCCCAGUGAAGAAUACUAUUAUGGUAAAGGCACGGGAGCGGCAGACCUGGCCCUUUAGAGGAGUUCAAGUCGCCCUCUAUAACGAUCUAUCUCCCAUAACCCUGGAAGCCAGACGAGCCCUUCGCCCGGUUACUGCGACUCUGCGAGACCGAAAUAUCCAAUACAAGUGGGGCUUCCCCUUUGCCCUGAUGGCUAGAUACCAGAAUAGAUGGCUCACCCUGAGAUGGCCUGAAGAGGUACCGCAAUUUAUGGAAACAAUGGGCCUCCCUACACCACUAGUCCCUAACUGGAUAUUGGGACCAUUAGGCCCACAGCCAAGACCACAGCGGGGACCUAGACAGAGAGAAGUGAGACCUCGUCCUGCUCCGCACACCGGACGGCGCGGAGACCCAACAGCUCCAGAGGAGUAACCGCCUCGGCCCACCCACGCUCACGAUGGCUGCAUGUGACCUUUUGGCAACCCACCCAGGUAUUUACUCGAGGUCUCCCCCCGGAGAAACUGACCCUGGCAUGAUUAUCCCGACACCCUGCUACCUGAGAUCCGCUCCUACCAGAUGAACAGAUUUGAUACGUGGAUUGCCGCCAGGUACAUUGGGUUAUCGAUUAGGGGGUUCGGGGCGGGGGGACGUGGGCAUAAGGACACACACAAAGGGACUAUGUACUUGUGAGGCUGCCACACGGGGUAUGCACUUGCCUCACCACCCACCCCCCAACAGCAUAACAGCAUGAGAGGUUUCAAGCAAGGAGCAAGCAGUCAUUGUUUUGGGGCGGGGGGCUCAGGGAGGAUGCAGGCCGCGCAGGACGAACGCCCCUAGGGGAAACCAUAACUUUACCUGAAUCCCUAACCUCGGUUAUCGUUCGGGGUCAUUGUUCCGCAGAGGAGGACUCUCAGCCCAACCAUAUGCACUUAAAAGUUCUAUCUGCUAUCCGCGGGGAGGGUGGGGGAGGGAACCUGGAGGGCAACGGAAUUGAAUAUCAAUGCUGCAUAUAAUGUACCAUGCCGCUGACUAACCCACGUUUACCGCUGUAUACACUCUUGCACAAUGUUUUAUUUCAGAGGCUUUAGUUGGCAUAGGGCCGGUGGUUCCCUCACUAGACCCCGCUGGUUUGCUGAUGUCGCUCCCUAGAAUGAUAGGGCGAGCUGAUACACUUUUCCCGACAGACGAUAGAUCCCCCUACUAACAAUUAUAUCUCCGAAGGACUAACUUAUAGCUUAGGCCCACACGUGACUCCCUAGUAAUGUCUUUUUAUCUUAGAGCACAUAAAUCCAUACCUGUACUCAACCCACUGGCAAAUGAACGUCUGUGGUUUUACUUAUAUACGAACCCCCCCCCACCCCCCACUUGAGUACCGACAGGUGCAUAGCCGGAGAAUGACCUACACAUGACGCAUGAGAUAUACAUAAAUAUUGGAUCAGAAACCCGGAGGAGCGCUUAGGAUGGACAAAGGGGCCCCCGACAUAGGGAACCCCACCGCUGGUGGGUGCAGGGGUGCUAACAUUUAGCGACAAGGGACUAAGGGUUUACUUAGAUUGACCAGAGUGGGUGGACGAUGGGUGGGCAUCUUCCUUCUUCGAGGGAGUACUUGGGGAAUGAUGGGUUAUACUGUUUUCUGUUCAUCGGCCUCAGGGGCCAUGUUUGACAAUACGUUAUUUGUUGUUAUUACCAGUGUGCUUUUAUUGUAACUGUACAAUUUACGCAGGUUAUUGCUAUCCAUUCGAACCUGACCAUGGGGGAUAAGGUGGAGCGGAGAACCACGUAUCUAAUCCCCGAAACCUUACCUGGGUGGAGCUCGAGCCGCGUUCUCCAACACAUACACUCGUGCCAAGAGGUUAGUGACCAGACGGCAGGGUCCCUCGGCUCCUGGGCUGGUACCGGAGCGAGCCCCAGCUGGUGCUGGUCGCCGCGCGAGUCUUCCCCCCUCUUUUGUAGUAGUGUUCUAGAUCUACUUUAGGGAUCCCACCGGACUCUGGGGGGUAACCACAAAAAGGGACACUCACCUCCUCUCAUACUCUGCUUGGCGCAGUUGAUCCCGCGCCCGGGGACCCGAAAUUACUACUUGUGCGCUCUUCUAUAACACACUUUCCCCUCUUUCCUUCCCCAUCGCUCCCUUUCCCCCCCUCUCCCGCUUUCUUCCUUGUUCCCUCCACGUUCGUGCCGGUCCGCACCCCGGACGGGUGGCUUUCCCUGCGGUAG